AUGCUAGAAGAAAAUGAGGAAUCUUUAGAUUUUGGUUCCUUGAGCGAAUGUGUUGUUGUGAGUGUUGAUGAGGACUCUGAAAGUGUAAGUAAAGCGAAGAGACAGAGAGUGAAUAGGCUGCGGAGAAGUCCAAAGAAUAAAGAGAAAGUGCUUAAUGAUAAAAGUAAGGAUGACACGCACAGUACUGAUAGUCUUGCAAAGGAUAUUCCAGAGAAUAAAGAGAAAGUACUCAGUGACAAAAUUAAGGAUAACACACACAGUAUUGAUAGACUUAGUAAAGAUAAUGAAUCUGAAGUGUCAGGAAGUAUUGAAAUAAUUCCAGAUACAAUGGCAGAGAAUGAUACUGCUGUAAAUCCACUUGAAGAUAACGAUGGUAAUAAAAUUGAAAAGGACCUAGCUAACAUAGAAGAGAUAAAUAUAAUCAGAAAUGAAAACAAUAAAAAGAAAACUAAAAAAUUAAAGAUUUUAAAUACAUGUAGUAUAAACCAGUCCUCUUCCCAAGUCAUUGAUCUAAGUUCCAGUUCUGAGUCUGUUUCAGGUUUGGAGAAUAGUGGAAAUUGUGAGAAAAAAUCAGAGAGAAGUCCUGCAGAGAAAAGUAGCAAGAGGGGAAAAGGAGAAUCACAGGCAAGAAAACUUUGUAAUUCUUCUGAAACAGUGGAUGUUAUAGGUGAAACAGAUAUGACCAAUACAGGUAUUUCAGGGAGUGAAAAGAAAGAAAACUUUGAAAAUCUGAAAAUAAAGGAAAACUGCAAGAUGGUGACUAAUAAAUUUAAAGAUCCAAAUUGUUUAAGAAGUCCAAAAGAGAGAAAGAAAAGAAAAUCCGGGCAGUCAGAAAAAGACGAUGAUUCUCAAAAUGACAUCGUUAGAAUUAGGCAUUUAAGUGGAAUGUUAGUGUCUCCCCAAGAGUCGCUUGUUCUAUCAGGUAUGAAAGACUCAGUAGAAGAUAUAUUUCAAAUUGACUCUGAAAUGCCAUCAGUAGAUCUAAGUCCAGUUGAAGGAACACUUGGACUAGAACCAAAUAGUCCAAGUUUAGAUUUAGGAACUUUAGAUGCGCCAGAUUCUAUUGUAAAUUAUAACAGUACAAAGAAAAGAAAAGGUCUAGAUCAGUCAGAACUUACUUUGCAUGAGACAGAAGAGAAUUUAAUUUAUAAAAAUGGUGUAAAAACUGUGAAUGAAAAAGAGCAGUCAGACUCUAUAAACUUAAGUCCUGAAAAUGAUAUUGAUUUGGUCAAAAGCAAGAAUGAGAUCAGUUUGGACCAGCAUUCUGACUCGAGCCCCGAAGAAAAGAGAAGGAGGUCAAAUGUUAAAGCUGUGAGAGGUUUUUCAAGAAAGAAGAGACAGUCAGAUAUAGGACAGAGUCAGAUGUCUGGCUCAAGUUCAGGGAAUUCUGUCAUCUCUAGAACACCCCAGGCAUUGACCUCUGUAAAAUGCAAGUCACCAGUUGCUAAAUUUUUAUCUCCAAAGACAGCAAAAUCAGUCCAAAGUAAAAUCUUUGAGACCGGGAAGCAGAGUGAACAGAAUGAUACAAGUCAUGAAACAAAUGAAACUGAUGAAAUUUCUUUAGGGAAGAAAUUGAAACUAAAGCUUGUAGAGAACAGCCAGGUUAAACAAAAACAAACAGACACACCAGUAAAGGCACUGAAGGAGACUAAUGUAUCAAAGUACAGCCCAUCUUUAGUGAAACAGAAAAAGGAACAUGAAGAGAAAAAAGAAGCCACAUUUGAACCAGAAGUUGUCGAGUUGAAACAUUAUGAUGAUGAGGAGGAUGAAUGUGUGCUCUCUCCAAAUGACUUACCUGAUCUUGAUGAUGAAAAUGUGGCAGUAAAUCCAGAUGAGGAAAAGGUUGCUGUGACAGUAAAUCCAGACUUUGAAAUAACUAAUGAUGAACAAGUUCGAGAUAAAUUGUCUGGAAGAUCAAAAAUAUCUCCGAAACUUUUAUUGAACUCUCCUGACAAGGUAAAGAAUAUAGUUUUAAAGGCAAGCAGUCAAAAUUUAUCAGAUAGAAUUGAAAAUGAAUAUAGAACAACUAUUCCAGAAACUAUGUCUUUUGAUGAUGAUGAUGAUGAUGAGAAAUGUAACCAUGUAAAAUGUGACAAAACACCAACAGGGCCAAAGACAACAGAAAACAAACAGGUAAAUCAUGUGACUGAAAAGGUUACCUCUACUGGUGAUGAUGAAAACAGUAUUGAUUCUUCCUCAAGCCCAGACUUUACGUUGGACUCUUCUUCUGAUGAUGAACAUCCAGAGGAACAAGCUUUAACUGAAAUAUCUAAGUUUGAUAAGAUUGUUGAGCAUAGCAUAGAUACAGGAAAGUCAAAUGUUCUUCAAAAUGUAGACAGGAAUGAGAGCAAAAAUGCAAAGUUUAGUUAUGAAAAAACUAGAAAGAAAAGAAGACAUAAAGGUAUUGAAAAGGAAUCAUUUGUUAAAACUAGGACUCCGGAACAUGGGGACAUAAAAGAUCAAGACGAUCAUGAAAGUUCAGUGAAGGGAAUAGCACCAGUCAAUUCGGAAGAUAUGUAUUCAACUAGGUUAGACAGCAGUCCAGCUUCAUGCGAAGAAGUGAAUAUUGAUUCAGAACCUGUGAUAGUAGAAUCUGAUCUUGAUGGUGAUGAAAGUGAAAAUGAUAAUGAUAGAGGUGUGGGUGAUAAGGGUGGUGAUUUUGGAACAGCAAAUGAAAUCAUGGAGUUAGAUAAUGAAGGGGCAGAUGAUGAUGAUAGUGAUGAAUCAGAUGCAGUUGUAAGAAGGAAAGGAGUGAAGAGAGCCAUACUGAGUGACAGUAGCAGUGAAGAUGAAGAAGAAGGUAGCAGAUAUAUGAACAUGACAUCCUCCUCUGCAUUCUCAAGCCAAAGUGAAAAUCUCACUACCCAGGAAAGGUACUCUUUAGAGAAAGAGGUGGAGAGGAUGGCCAGGGAGAUGGAAGCUAUGAAAGAACAGUUAAGGAGGAGUAAAGAAUGGAACCAGUCGAAACAAUCUGACAAAAAACACUCGCCAAAUCCAGUGACAGUAGAUGACUCUGAUGAAGAUAUGAUUGAAGCCAAUGACUCGGAUAAUGCUGCUGAAGAUGAGGAUAUGUUUAUGUCACCACCUGCAAUCACACCAGGUGAUCUACAGAUGGACGAUGAAGAAACUUUGGAUCCAGCAGUUGUUCAGGAUGAAGAGAAUGAUGUUACUGAUAAAGGAGAAACUGUAGAGCAGGUAGACGAGAGUCUAGCUCUGCCUCUUGAGAGUUUAACUGUACCAGAGUCUGACCCGAGCCAGUUAUCUCGCCCAGGACCUGUACAAGGGUCAGACCCAAGCCAGUCAUCUCAUCCAAAACCUGUACCAGAGUCAGACCCGAGCCAGUUAUCUCGCCCAGUUCUAGCUGACCUUGACACAAACAUCUCACAAUCAGCAGCACCAAACAACAAGAAACCAGUUGGCAUUGUUGUCACUGGACUGAAUGUGCAGCAAAUACAACAAACGAAGAAGCUAGCAGCAUUAACUAAUGCCAAAUUUUUUACCAAAUUCAAUGAUUUGGUCACACAUGUUAUAGUUAAACCAGCUGAUGAAGAUGAAACAAUUUGUGACAGAACACUCAAGUUUUUCCAGGGUAUAGCUAAGAAAUGUUGGAUUGUCAAUUUCUUCUGGGUUGUAGACAGUAGGCAAGUCGGACAUCUUCUCCCUGAGGGACCAUAUGAGAUUCAAGGAGAUACAGCUAACAAUGAAGCUCACUAUGGCCCAAGGAGGUCAAGGCUUUCUGGAGAUAAAAAGUUGUUCAAGAAGUUCCAGUUUUCACUCAUAGGUGAUAACACAUUCCUUUCAAAAGAUUCUAUGGCAGAUUUGGUAGAAACUUGUGGUGGUGAUGUCUGUAACAUGGCACAUCUAGGGCAAGGGUCUAGAAUUCCGCUUGUGAUCUCGUGCACUGAUUUAGAUGAUGAAGAAGAGGACCUACAGUUUAUUGUCAAGCAUGCAAACGAUAUAUAUAAAGGACUUGGGGUAGUCACUGUUACCCGUGAGUGGAUAUUAGACAGUCUGACGUUAUACAGGGUUCAGCCACUACAAGAUUAUGUUGUAACAGAUGUACCAAAUUUAAAGCUACCUCGGAUAUAACUUGGAAUGUUUGACACCAUUGUUGCACAAUAACUUUGACUUUAACCUCAAAGUGAGAAUAUUUCAAAAAGACAUUUGAGUGCUUGUACUAACCAUAAACAGUAGAAAACGGCUUCAUAUAAGUUGUCUGACUAAAAUUUUAUGAGAUAAAAAUUUUUGUCUGCAUUUGAACAAGAGGAUGUUCUGGAUUGUUAAAUUAUUAAAUAUUCCCGUUCCAUUAACUUGACUUAGAUCUUGAGUUUAAGAUUAGAACAGAUCAUAAGAAAAUAAUUGUCUUCAAGGAUAUGCAAGAAGUUGUGACAGUAACCUUAUUUUAAGACAGGGAUAUGCAGUGAUGCUUGAGGGUAUGUUAUUGAGUGCGAUCUCACCUCGGUUUUGUAGGAUCCUGUAACUUGUAAGUGUGGUCACACAACUUGGUGUUAUAGAAUAAACUCAGUAUGUAGCUUGGCAUUGUCAUCACACCUUGGUGUGUUGUAUGAUUAACUAUCUUGACAGUGGGAUCACACUUGGGUGUAUUGUACAAGGAACUUUGUUGACAAUGGGAUCACAUCUUGGUGUUGUAUGAUAAAAUGUGUCCUUAUAUUGUGAUCACACCUUUUGUGUUAUACGGUAAACUGUAUCUUGACAGUAAUAAUCACAAUAUAUUAAACAGGACAAACUGGAAUUUCAACAGCAGUUACCGGUAACAUAAUGCUGUAGUAAGUUUAUUAAGUUGGAGAGUAAGGUAAACAAGUCUUUGGAAACUAAACUGUACAAAAUAUGAAUGUACUCCAAGGUUUUCCAAGUUGAAAUGUAAGAAGAAAUUAGAAUGCAAAGUGGUAGUACGGUGUUAAUAAGCAGUCACUGUGCAUGUUUGGCAAGACCAAAAGCUACCUUUGAUAAUAUAAUUAUCUUAUUGGUUGACAGAGUGUUCCAUUUGCAAAUAAUUGACCAUUACAACUGUACAUGUGUAUAGAAAGAGAAUCAAAGUAACUUCAAUUCUUAAAUUGAUAAUAUUUAUUUUACUUCAAGAUUAUAUUGUUUUAAGUGUUUAUUGAUUUUUUUUAAAUCCUAGAUUAUUGAAUUUUUAAAGUGUCAUUGUUGAAUUUCAAGUUGAAUGCAACAUUUUGGUAUUAUAUCAGAUAUUUUGGAGUUAGGAGUUUUGUAAUAUUUAGCUUGUAUUAUUUUCAACUGCUGUUUUUAUUAGUGCUGAUACUUUUCAAGGCAAGGAAUACUAUUAUUGUCUAAUGUCAUCAGUAUCAUACAGUGUUAGGGAGCAAUAUGAUACUGUAGUAUUGAUUAAUAUAGAGUGGUAAUGUUUUUAUAUAGCUGCAAGUUUUUAACAUUGCAUUUUUGAUAACUAUUUGUUGAACUAUUUCUGCUCUGCUGAUGUUUAGAACUAAGCCUUAGUACAGUGUGACAGUAGUCCUACUAAUCUGAGUAAACAAUGAGCAAAUGUUUUUAGUAUUUUUGGAAUCUGAUUCAUACCCUUGACUUUAAGAAUGUUAUUAACAUUUCUUUCAAAAUUGGAUAAAUUUCCGACUAUCCAUUACUUGAUAAAAGCAACAGUAAAAACAAAUGUCUUGACAGACCACAAUAGCACACUCUCGUAUGUAAGGAUCUGUGACGUCACCGAUAAGGUCUGCUAUCUAAAAAUAGCACAGGACUCAAUUUGCGGACAAACAAUCAGUGCUUUUAUUGUACAAUAGCAUAAGGAAACCAUAGAUUUUGCAUUUAUUUCGUUAUUUUUGUUCGGGUUUCUAGCCUGCACAUCGCAAACAAAUGUUUUUUCUUUAUUUUUAAUUUCAGUAAACUAGCCAAGAAACUCUUUAUUUUAUAUCCAUGUUAGAAAUAACAUACCGCUUUUUCAUCAAUAUAUAUGUAUGAAUUGAUAAUGUUAUUAUAUUAUUUUGUUCAUUUUGUGACACAUCCAGUUUUGAAAAAGAAUAUUUAGAAAAAAUAGAAUAACGCGGGAAAAUGUAUUAAUACCAAAUGGAAAGCGUUAUUUUUAACAAAAACGUAUUCACAGAUCGAAAUUGUUCUUCUUAGUUACCGUCCGGCAUUAUAUUAACAUUACAUUUUUGUAAAAAAUUCUUCCGUUUUAAGUGUUUAGAAAUUUAAUAGAUCUACCUGCCAAUGUAAAAAGAAGUCUUAUGAUCGCAUAAUUUAAAUUUAUUGAAAUUUCGAAAUGUGAUGAACAACAUGUAUAUUCUAAAGUAAACUGUCAUACACAUUAUAAUUUUCGGUCACAUAUUCAGUUAUUCAUUGAAACAAUUAACACCUCUGUGAUAUACAUAUGUUGUGUUUUAUUACAAAUGACCCCUUAGUGUGACAUUAAUAAAUUAAAGAUAUUUGACUUUUGAUAGUAAUAUUUAGAUGUUAUCUGAUAAUAAACAUGUUGUUAAUCUAAUGCAACGUCAUUACUUUCUGCCAAAUCAUGCAUACUGUAUAUAUGUAUUUGAAUAAGGAAAUGUUCGACAAGUCCGCACCGACCACAGCUGACAUCGGGGAUCAUAAUCAAGUUUGGCUGAUACAUUGAAUCAAAAUGAUUUAACAUUAUAAGUUUUAACCACAAGUUCUCUUCGGUGUGUCGCAUUCGAAAACAUUGUAUUUUUUUCUUAGAACUGUAACCGUUCUUCUGAUGCAAGAUUUUAAUAUUAUUAUAUGGGGUAAUGUGCAUGCAUUAUGCCUUUAAACAGUGCUCUUUAUUUGCUUAGUAGGCCAGUUUUGAAUCGUUUUUGUUAAAAUAAUAUGUCUGUAUAUUUUGAGCUGAUUUUCCGUACAUUCGUUCCAAUAUAUUUCUUUAAUUAGUCAUUUAUAGUUUCAUCUCUUUUAUUUAUUCUGUUAACAGGUGCGACAAUUUUAUACAAGUAGCAUUUUACUUUUUUAAUUCCCAUAUAGUUGAUGAAUCUUUCUAAAAAGAAAACGCUCCCUUGUCCGCAAUUCGCGCAUUGCAUUAUGGUAUAACUGCCGUAUGUUCUAUUUAUAGAACACGAGAGAGCGCUAUUCUUUUACAAUGAAUUAC
Messenger RNA from Mercenaria mercenaria, 7093 nucleotides. RefSeq names its product breast cancer type 1 susceptibility protein homolog. Gene Ontology annotation, biological process: negative regulation of fatty acid biosynthetic process; double-strand break repair via homologous recombination; positive regulation of transcription by RNA polymerase II. The transcript has 10 exons. Gene Ontology annotation, molecular function: ubiquitin-protein transferase activity. NCBI's taxonomy places the organism in Eukaryota, Metazoa, Mollusca, Bivalvia, Venerida, Veneridae. Bases 1 to 4089 code for a protein of 1362 amino acids. Gene Ontology annotation, cellular component: BRCA1-BARD1 complex; BRCA1-A complex; plasma membrane. The record is from RefSeq and is a predicted model, not a curated record.